CGUAGAGAUGUGUCAGUCGUGCACACCAGGACAGCACUGUGCAGAACCAGGGCUGAGUUCACCCUCUGGGCCCUGUAGUCCAGGAUACUACUGUAUUCAAGGAUCACACACCCCUACGCCUCAGUACUACAACAACACAGAUGGUGAAUCUGGGGCUCAUACAGUGGAGGAUGUCUAUUUUCAGAUUCAUUUCAUUGGGGAUGUCUGUCCUGCAGGCCACUACUGCCCGAUUGGCAGUGCACGACCAGAACCCUGCCCGCCAGGUUCAUUCAUGGGCCAGAGUGGUGGUGUGUCUGAGACAGAGUGUCAUCCAUGUACCCCUGGAUUCUACUGCCCAGACUGGGGCCAGAGCUCUGCAGAGCUCCGCUGUCCUGAGGGCAGCUUCUGUCCGGCAGGUUCUGUAACAGGACAUCAACCUGACCGUCAGUGUCCGUCUGGUCACUCAUGUCCGUAUGGCAGCGUCAAGCCUGCCAUCUGUUCGCCUGGUACUUAUCAGCCUCUGCCAUCCCAGCCUUCCUGUCAGCCAUGCCCACCAGGUUUUUACUGUUUGGAGGGUUGCACCACCCCGCUUCCCUGCCCUCCGGGCACUGCAAGUAUGAUUGAGGGGUUGCAAUCUCAGCUGGAUUGCUCUCCAUGUCCUCCUGGAUUCUACUGUAACACCAGCGCACUAAUCAGCCCCUCCGGACUCUGCUCCGCAGGUCAUUUCUGCUCAUCUGGAGCCACAGAGUCUGCCCCAGUCUCUCAGAUGUAUGGAGAUAUAUGUCCGGCAGGAUAUUACUGCCCUGAGCAGAGCAGUGCUCCGUUACCCUGUCCUGUCGGUUAUAUUCUCCAGGACAAAGGGGCCACCUCCUCUAAUGACUGCUCCCCUUGCCCACCAAGCAGAUAUUGCAUUGCACCAGGCUCCUCUCAGCCCUCAGGGUUUUGUGCUCCAGGUCACUAUUGCAUUGGAGGUGCAGAUACUGCUGCACCUCAGGCCACACUCUCUCAGCAGACCUGUUUUUGUGACCUCAUAUCUUCAUCCCACCUCCAAAAGUAUGAUCUUUGCCUUCUGAAGCACAACAUAACCUGUUCAGUUCACAUUCCAGGUAGGAUUCCAGAUAUGGUAUUAAAUCAUGUAUAUGGUAACAGAUGA
Messenger RNA from Ctenopharyngodon idella (grass carp), 1132 nucleotides. Its product is annotated as multiple epidermal growth factor-like domains protein 11. Bases 8 to 1132 code for a protein of 374 amino acids. The transcript has 7 exons. The record is from RefSeq and is a predicted model, not a curated record. NCBI's taxonomy places the organism in Eukaryota, Metazoa, Chordata, Actinopteri, Cypriniformes, Xenocyprididae.